This is a messenger RNA of Aspergillus udagawae, 597 nucleotides long. RefSeq names its product putative isochorismatase family hydrolase. The record is from RefSeq and is a predicted model, not a curated record. The transcript has a single exon. NCBI's taxonomy places the organism in Eukaryota, Fungi, Ascomycota, Eurotiomycetes, Eurotiales, Aspergillaceae. Bases 1 to 597 code for a protein of 198 amino acids.
AUGUCUUCCGCACAGUCGUUCCGUCAAAUUAUCGGGGUCCCUCCAUCGACCGCCUCUACCAAAGAUUCGACCCUAAUCAUCAUCGACGCCCAGAACGAAUACGCCACCGGCAAGCUCAAGACUGAAAACGUCUCCCUGACACGCACGGCGAUCGCAAACCUCCUAGAGAAGUACCGUGCCAGUGGCGACGGCAAGAACAUCGUCCAUAUUGUCCAUGAGACGCCCCAGGGCGCCCCCGUCUUCACCCCCGACACCGACCUCGCCAGGGAAUUCGACGAGUUGACCCCGCGCGCUAGCGAGAAGGUCAUCUGCAAGCAUUUCCCGAGUGCCUUUGCCCAGACGGAUCUCGAGGAUUACCUGAAGGGUCUGGGGGAUGCUGGAAAGAAGAUUGUCCUGGUGGGAUAUAUGGCGCAUGUCUGUGUGUCGACCACGGCGCGGGCGGGCAGUGAGCGCGGUUAUGAUGUGAUCAUCGCCAGUGAUGCCGUGGGUGACCGAGAUAUUCCUGGGGCCAAGGCUGAGACCCUUGUUUCGGUGGCUCUGAGUGAACUUGCUGAUGCGUUCGCUACUGUCAUUCCUUCAACGGAGAUCACUGCAUAG